CCCAUUUCCGCGAAAAUGCCGAGAUGAGAAAUGUCCCUGGGCAACUUACGGGACAAGUUGUCCAGGGAGACCAGACCUGUGACAGGUGUCAUCAAAUCCGCAAAGACAUGCCAAACGAUGGUCGAGCCCCCUGAGAAGCUGAACCAAGCCAUCAUGGUGUCGCCCCUCGUUGCGAGCGCCCCCUCGAGCCCCAAGCACGGCAUCGCCCCGGAGACCAGCGCCGAGGGGAUGAAGAGGUCCAACAGCUGCAUCGAGAACAAGUACAAGUGCACCAUCACCUCGGAACGGCUGAGUCGGCUAAGGAAAAUCGUCGAAACCGCCGUUAAGGAGCACAAAGUCUUCACCAUAAAAGGUGGCUGGCCUGUGAUUCGGCGCGAACUUCUCAAGCGCAACUGGGUCGAGAAAUACGAGCCAUCAGUCACCAAAGCCAAAUCUUCGACUGCCCCCAACUCUGACGACCUCGUCAGCAACCUCCCCGUCAAACACGACUGGGAGUCGCCUUCAGCCUACAUCGAAAAAUGUGAGAAAACAAUCAUGUCCCGCAUGCUCCAAAACUUCGAUGUUGACUUCUACUGGAGCAUGCGGAAAGACCAAGCCGACCUCCUCCACCGCUCCAACAGCUACAAGCUGAUGAACCGCUUCAGCAAGUCACUCUUUGCCUCCAAAGAGGGUUUAGCACUCUUGCUGCAGCAACAUUACUGGUUCAGCGAACCGGGGGUUUCCUCGGUUAACUUCCCCAGGUGCUACGUUUUGGGAUUUCCGGAUCAUUUUAAUAAUUUCGUCGAUGAUUUUCGGACGACUGCUUGUAUGGGAAUUUUGAAAUGGUUGGUUCAGAAAUACGAUACUGAGAAUAAGUUUGGGAUUCAGUCACCGGAAGGGCAAGUGCCGUUGAAUACGUUACAGUUUGCGAUCGAUCGUUGUAAUCAGUUUAUCGAGUGUCAGAAACAUCUAGACAUUGAUAAGGAAUAUCCGCGGAUUUGGGACCAUGAAUGGGAGCAAUUUUUGGCCAAUUAUUACACAGUCAUGCACAAAAAUGGGCUUUUUGAUACUUCCGAUGUUCAUCCCUUAACCAUGUAUUACAUCAAAGCGAAGAAUAUUCUAAAUGAGUUGGGGAAAUUUUGGCCAGAGUUUGGAAUGGAUGGCAUGAGGAAUGUCUGGAUCCUGAAACCGGGGAACAAGUGCAGAGGAAGAGGAAUACAGCUGGUGAAGACAAUAGCAGACGUGGAGAAAGUGAUGAAUUUGAAGCUGAAAUACGUCGUACAGAAAUAUAUAGAAAAGCCGCUCCUUAUCCACAAAACAAAAUUCGACAUCCGCCAGUGGUUCAUCGUCUCAAACGUCCAACCCUUGACAAUCUGGAUGUACCGUGAGAGUUAUCUCCGCUUCAGCAGCCAAAUCUUCACUUUGGACAACUUCCACGAAUCGCUCCAUCUCACCAACCAUGCCGUCCAGUGCAAAUACACCAACGUGGAACAGCGAGACAAAGCCCUACCUCAUGACAACAUGUGGGACUGCCACACGUUCCAAACUUACUUGAAACAAAUCGGAGCUAAAGAGAAAUGGAACGAAGUUAUUUUGCCGGGAAUGCGUGAAGGGAUAGUCUGUGCCAUGUUGGCCAGUCAGGACGUCAUGGACCGCAGACAGAACACUUUCGAGAUAUACGGCGCUGAUUUCAUGAUUUCGGAAGAUUACAAACCCUGGUUGAUUGAAAUUAACUGCAGUCCGGACUUGUCGCCUUCCACAAGCGUGACAAGUCGGAUGUGUCCACAGUGCAUGGAAGACAUCAUCAAAGUUGUGAUCGACAGGCGAAGGGACCCAACGGCAGAGACGGGCCUUUUUGACCUGAUUUAUCGGCAAACCUUACCUCGGGUGCCCCCUUACUUAGGGAUGAAUUUGUCCGUGCGAGGUCGCCGGAUUUUCAAAACCAGACACAGACACAAAACGCCGCAGAAGGAACGCAAGGAGUUUGACAGCAGUGCCCAAAUGUGGCUCAACAGAAAACACGAGUUUGUCAAAGCCGAACUGAAGCGAAGUCUGACGGCUCCAGCGCCCACCAAUUUGCCGAAAUUGCCGAGUCCUGGCCUGUACAAAGGCCCAGUGAUUGAGGAUUUGAUCGAUGAUUUGAGCAAGUCGAUCAAAAGUCCCAAAAUCGUGAACGUGGACGUGAUUAAAGUACCGAAGUCGGAACCGGUGAAGAAGAAAUGCGAACAGAAGAAUAAGCGUGAAAGGAAAGCAAAACGCAAAAGAAAACAUUAAGUUUGAGGAGAGUACCGAUAGAACUAGUAGUUAUCUGAGACUUUUCAACGAAUGGGCAUCGAGGAACAAAUCUUCGGAGCGGGAAAAUUGCAUGUGGGAACGCGAAACUGCUAGUAUUUUGAAGGGGAAAAAUAUUUUUAACGGUGCACCCAGCGAUGAUGUUAAUAAAAAUUGCGUCAAGUCGA
Tribolium castaneum (red flour beetle) is the source of this 2438-nucleotide messenger RNA. Its product is annotated as tubulin glycylase 3A. Gene Ontology annotation, biological process: cilium movement; protein polyglycylation; cilium assembly. The coding region runs from base 31 to 2253 and encodes 740 amino acids. Gene Ontology annotation, molecular function: protein-glycine ligase activity, initiating. The record is from RefSeq and is a predicted model, not a curated record. The transcript is spliced from 5 exons. NCBI's taxonomy places the organism in Eukaryota, Metazoa, Arthropoda, Insecta, Coleoptera, Tenebrionidae. Gene Ontology annotation, cellular component: microtubule cytoskeleton; axoneme.